Molecule: messenger RNA, 1104 nt
Organism: Phialemonium atrogriseum
Lineage: Eukaryota; Fungi; Ascomycota; Sordariomycetes; Cephalothecales; Cephalothecaceae
Product: luciferase-like domain-containing protein
Exons: 1
Coding region: 1-1104 (367 amino acids)
Molecular function (GO): oxidoreductase activity, acting on paired donors, with incorporation or reduction of molecular oxygen
Source: RefSeq, a predicted model, not a curated record
AUGCCUACAGAAUUCAUCAGUGUUACCUUCCCAAACGCGUCCACCGAGAUCGAUCCCAUCCCCAACGCGGCGAUUGAUCCGGCCUAUCUCGUCCGAUAUGCCAGGGCGCUUGAUGACUAUGGCUUCAAUUACACUCUCGUGCCGUACGACUCGUCCUAUUUUGACCCCUUCACCAUCGGCGCGACAAUAGCGUCAGUGACCAAGAACAUCAAGGUGAUCAUCGCCCUACGACCGAACACGUUGUACCCGACUGUAGCGGCCAAGGCUCUCGCCACUCUUGACCAGCUGAGCUCUGGUCGCGUGGUUGUGCAUUUCAUCGCCGGGGGAAGCGACGCCGAGCAGGCGAAGGAGGGCGACUUCCUGACCAAGGACCAACGCUACGAGCGUCUUGAGGAGUACAUCCGCAUCCUCCGACGGGCAUGGGAGUCUGCGGAUCCCUUCGACUGGGACGGCAAACACUACCAGUUCAAGCAGUUCAGCAACCGCGUCCGCCCAACCAACGGCACCAUCACCGUCUCGGUGGGAGGGUCGUCGGAUGAGGCGUACCGGGUCGGGGGCGCCCUCGCCGACAUCUACGGGCUCUGGGGCGAGCCGCUGAAGGAGACCAAGGAGCAGAUAACCCGCAUCUACGCAGCGGCGGACCGCGCGGGACGCCCCGAAUCCGACCGGCCACGGAUCUGGGUCACGUUCCGGCCCAUCGUUGCCGAGACGGAGGAGCUGGCCUGGGCAAAAGCACAUCGCACGCUGGACGCUCUGAAUAGGAACCGACAGGGCGGGCUUGGAAAGACGCCUGCCAAUGCGCCCCCACCGCAGAACGUGGGCUCGCAGAGACUGCUCGACAUCGCGGCUCGAGGCGAGGUUCAGGACCGUGCUCUCUGGUAUCCCACUGUCACGGCGACGAAUGCCCGAGGGGCCUCGACGGCGCUGGUUGGGUCUCCGCAGACCAUCGCCGACUCGAUUCUUGACUAUGUCGACCUCGGUGCAGAACUCAUAUCCAUCCGCGGAUAUGACAACUUCAAUGACGCCGUUGACUAUGGGCGCUACGUGUUGCCUAGAGUGCGUGAGGCGCUGAAGCUGAAAGGAGAGGGCGGCCAGACGUCGUGA